AUGUCUAAUUGUAAAGAGGUUAUUAUUGAAUCCGAUAAGGAGGCAUAUUCAGACCACAAUUUGUCCGAGGACUCGACCUUAGGCGAUAAUGAAUCGCUCUCUUCAAGUAAUAUCAUAAGGGUUUCGCAAGACUUAUCGAAAUUAUUUAAUGCCAAUGAAUACUACGAAAUUUUAACACUUAUUCCAUCUUUAAAUAAGUAUCUGAACUUGCCCGCUUCAGCUCGCAUUAUUAUUUCUCUUACAUUGUUCAAACUCGGUAGAGUUGGACCUGCUUUGCGGGAGUUAUCCAUUACAAUAGAGAUUUCCACAAAUCAGGCUGAGAAGGAGAAAUUGAUAAAGUAUUUGAUUCAAAUAUUCAAAACAUUAGGACUGUUAGAAUGCGCUGUAUACUCCUUCGAAGAACUUAUUAAUAUGGCCAAAUUAGAUCUUCUUAUUAGCAGCGAAAAUGAAGCUAAAGUACCAAGAAUUCAAGAACGAGUGGACAGAUAUGAAUCUGAACUAAAUGAAUACUUAAAUUGUUAUGAAAAAGGAGGAAUGGAAAUGUGA
This is a messenger RNA of Debaryomyces tyrocola, 546 nucleotides long. The record is from the annotation of a GenBank genome assembly. Lineage: Eukaryota; Fungi; Ascomycota; Pichiomycetes; Serinales; Debaryomycetaceae.